Molecule: messenger RNA, 1973 nt
Organism: Nomia melanderi (Alkali bee)
Lineage: Eukaryota; Metazoa; Arthropoda; Insecta; Hymenoptera; Halictidae
Gene: Hmgcl
Product: hydroxymethylglutaryl-CoA lyase
Biological process (GO): L-leucine catabolic process; ketone body biosynthetic process
Molecular function (GO): hydroxymethylglutaryl-CoA lyase activity
Source: RefSeq, a predicted model, not a curated record
UUCUACUUAUACCUACUUACGCAUAUUAGAAUUCCACAAUAGGUAAUGCUUACAAGGAAUUUUAAUAUAAAAGCAGAUAUCUUUAAUAAACUAAAGAAUGGUGUGCAACUACGUAUUCUAUCGUAAAAGUUUGUUAUUUUAUUAGUUUUUAAGUUAUUGAAAUAUUUAAAAAUGUAUAGACUACAGAACUCAUUUUUGCAUACUAAUAAUUUUGUAUUGCGAUCAAAGAUAUGAUUGGUAGUUAAAAUAAUUGUCCUACUUACAUUAAUUAUUUAAAAAUCAUAUAAGAACUCUUUCUUAUAUCACAAUAGUCUAUGGCCGAUUUAAUAUUUCCUUUUUAUCAAUGAAAACGACAUAUUUUAGACAAUGUAGAAAUUAUUUAUAACUUUUACCGGUAUAUUUCUAUACAAGCGCCCCCAAGAGAAACAUUUUGUUUAUAAUUCAAAUCAACUUAAGUACAAUAAUAAUACCUGGUUUAAGAAUACUAAUUUGAUGUAACCUUUUAUAUAAUUUUAUGUAAAUUAUAUUUACCGUUACAAUAAAUAUAGUAUUUCUAUUCUAAUCUUUGUUUUUCUUAUUAAACUAAACUAAUAUAUUAUCAGAUGUUGCAAGCACGUUGCUUAUUUAAUAUUUUAUCACUACGUCUUAUCUCUUACGAAUAUAUUCUCUGUAUGGAAUCAUGCGGGAUAUACAUUAAUUUUAAAAAUUCAAAAUGUUUAAAACUUGUAAUAUUAACAAUAUAGGCAGUUCUAUUAGACACUUAAGAAAAUUUAGUGAUUUUGUAAAAGUAGUUGAAGUUGGAGCCAGGGACGGACUGCAGAAUGAGAAAAAUAUUGUGCCAACUGAGAUUAAAGUUGAUUUCAUUAAUAAAUUAUCAGAAACUGGAUUAAAGAGUAUAGAAGUAACCAGUUUUGUGUCUCCAAAAUGGAUUCCACAAAUGGCAGACAAUGUUCAUGUUUUUCAAAUGAUUAACAAGGUGCCUAAUAUUUCAUAUCCUGUAUUGGUGCCUAACAUAAAAGGCCUAGAAAGUGCUUUAAAAGCUGGUGUAAAAGAGAUAGCUGUUUUUAGUGCAGCAUCUGAAAGUUUUUCCAAAAAGAAUACUAAUUGUUCUAUCAAUGAUAGCAUAAAGAAUAUUGAAGGAGUUAUUGAAAAAGCUAAGAUACAUGAUAUUAAAGUUAGAGGCUACGUAUCUUGCAUUGCUGGCUGCCCCUACGAGGGUGAAACCAAAGCAUCAAUGGUAGCUAAUAUAUCCGAAUUGAUGUUACAACUUGGAUGCUAUGAAAUUUCUUUAGGGGAUACAAUUGGCGUAGGAACUCCUGUGAAAAUAAAGGAAGUUCUGCACGAAUUAAAACACAUAUCAGAUAGCAUGAAUAAAUUUGCUCUUCACUGCCAUGAUACUUAUGGCCAGGCUCUGGUAAAUAUUUAUACUGGCCUUGAAUAUGGUAUAAGGAUAUUUGAUUCAUCGGUUGCUGGAUUGGGAGGGUGUCCAUAUGCAGCUGGUGCUUCUGGAAAUAUUGCUACUGAAGACUUGCUUUAUCUUCUCCAUGGGCAAGGGAUGGAAACGGGAGUAAACCUCGAUAAAAUAGUAAAAAUCGGGAAUUUUAUUAGUAAUCACCUCGAAAGGAAAAAUCAAUCAAAGGCAGGUGUUGCGAUUCUUGCGAAAGAACAAGCGAAAACACGUGUAUAAUUGUAUAUUUGAAAAAGAUAUUAGUUUAAUGUUUUAAUAAAAUUUUAUUUUUUUAUAUCUCGUAAUUACCAGAUGAAAAGCGUGAAAUUUUAUUACAUGUUUGCAAUAAAUAGUUUCCAAUUUUAUAAUUAUUAAAUUAUAAUGACUCGUUGUAUCUUGUGUACACGAAUUCAUAGAAAUGUAGCGUAAUGACAAAACAUAUUACGUCGUGACAUUUCGCAAUUCGAUAAACUACAUUCCUUGAAAUAUUAAGGAAUACAUGUAAAGCCGACUGUAUUAGAAAAGA